AUGUUGAAGAGGUUCUUUAGCAGUUCAGGACUCAGAGGUACCCUUAUCAAGUGUACACAAUCAGACAUGCCAACUGUCAUUGCUUUUCCUGACUUAUUAGAAAAUCCUGAAAGUCUUCGCCCACUAUUUAACAAAAAGCUCCAAGAAAUCAGGAACAUUUGGCUUUUGAAUUACAGGAACUCUUGGCUUGGAGAAAGGACUGACUCCAUGAGUCCAGAAAACCUUGCAGACGACGUUAUUCACUUCAUGGACAAAAAUCACAUCACAAUGGCUUCUUUAGUAGGCUGUGGAUUCGGAGGAAGAGUUGCCAGCAUAGCAGGAAUCCUCAAAUAUCACAGAAUUACCUCAGUUGUAGGACUUGAUUAUUCUCCAAUGGACUUAACAAAGCACGCUGCUUAUAAAGAGCUCAAAGCAGCAAUUGAAUUUUGUGCACAGCUGGACUUGACUGGGAAAAGCAAAAAUGAAGUAGAUGCGAUUUUAAAGAAGAAUGUGCCAAAUCCAAGACUUUUGGUAGCAUUGAGGGCAAAUUUGACAGAAGGAGAUGGAAAUAAACUGUUUUGGAAGAGCGGAAUGAAAGAGCUAGCUAAGAAUAUGAACGCCAAAGACCCUAAUCUGAACAUUGGAAAAUUCCCUAUGGUAGGGCUGUUUCCAGGGAGGGCGCUAUUUUUAUAUGCAGAACGUUCGCAAUGGGUUCAUCAAGGAAGCAAUACUAUCCCAAUGUACAACAUUUUCCCUAUCCUAAAAGGAUCAUAUGGCUCAUUCAUCAACCAUAUUGACACUGACUGCCACCACUUGCACGAGUGCUCAGAUGUCCAUUCCAUUGCAAGAAAAAUUCAUGAAUUUUAUAAGUGGUAUGAUGGGGUUCAUCCUACCCUGCUGAAUAGAAGUGAAAUCGGAAAAGUCGCUUUGCCGUUGAGAAGCUUUAAUACUAUAACUAAAGAAGAGAGAGAACAUCUUAUUAAUGUAGGAGAUCCAACUAUACCAAAGAUGAUCCCAGUUCAUAGACACCAUAAUUGGGGAUAUGCUCCUGAAGCAAAAAACAUUCAUUAUCCUUACAUCCCCCCUCCGUAAGUGAGUAAAAAAAUUUUGUUCGCUCAAAGAGUAGAGUUAAUUUUUGAUUUUUAAGAAUUUAUAUAUAAUUGUAUAAUUUUUUUUUUGAAAUUUAAUUAAAUUAAAUUAAUUUAAUUUGUAAUUUAUGCUUUAAAAUGCAAGCUGAUUAAAAUUAAACAGAUUUAGCUAGUAAUUACAUUAUAAUAAUUAUCACUUAUAUAUCAAAUUUUUUAUUACAAAAAAAAUUUUGUUCACUCACGGAGGGUGGAUUUUUCCAAUGGUUUUGCUCUCUCACGGAUGGGGAAGCUAACUCCCCCUCCCCCCUCCGUGAGCGAACAAAACCAUUAGAAAAAUCGCCAUUUUUUGACCAAAAACCCACCCUCCGUGAGCGAACAAAAAUUUUUUUAAUAGAAAAAAUUUUAAUGGAAAAAAAUUUUGAUAUAUAAGUGAUAAUUAGUAUAAUGAAAUCUAGAGCUAAUUCUGUUUAAUUUUAAACAAAUUGCGUUUUAAAACAUAAAUUUUGCAAAUUAAAUUAAUAUUUGCUUCCCAAUUUUUGCAAAUUAGGAUUUUUUUAAAUUCGAAAAAAAAAUAUUUUUUAUAAAUUUUUAUAUAAAAUUUUUUUAAAAAAAAAAAUUAACCCCCCUCCGUGAGUGAACAAAAUUUUUUUGUUCGCUCACGGAUGGGGAAGCUAA
Messenger RNA from Blepharisma stoltei, 1742 nucleotides. The record is from the annotation of a GenBank genome assembly. Lineage: Eukaryota; Ciliophora; Heterotrichea; Heterotrichida; Blepharismidae.